Molecule: messenger RNA, 210 nt
Organism: Magnusiomyces paraingens
Lineage: Eukaryota; Fungi; Ascomycota; Dipodascomycetes; Dipodascales; Dipodascaceae
Exons: 2
Coding region: 1-210 (69 amino acids)
Source: RefSeq, a predicted model, not a curated record
AUGAAGCUUAGUAGAAUUAACAAAUCAAAACCAAGAAAAACUAAUACUAUUAUCGUAAACAAUAAAAACUUCAAAGUUGAGGUUGAGGUUGAGGUUGAGGUUGAAGUUGAGGUUGAGGUUGAGGUUGAGGUUGAGGUUGAGGUUGAGGUUGAGGUUGAGGUUGAGGUUGAGGUUGAGGUUGAAGUUGUUGAAGUUUCUUCAUGUCUUUAG